CCUCCUCCUCCUCCACCACCACCUCCUCAUCGACGUCGUCGUCGUCCUCUCCUUCCGCCGCCGCCGCCGCCGACCGCCCUCUGUCCGGAGCGAAGCGCUCGAGCCAACAGCUCCCGCCUCCUCGCGCGCCGCAAGAUGCCGGAGAAGAGACCGUUCGAGCGGUUGCCGACCGACGUGACCCCCAACAACUACGCGCUGUGUCUGAAGCCCGACCUGAUCGACUUCACGUUCGAGGGCAAAGUGGAGGCCUCGGUGGAGGUAAAACAGGCAACCAAUCAGAUUGUUAUGAACUGUGCUGAUAUAGACAUCAUUACAGCCUCGUAUGUCCCAGAAGGUGGAGAAGAAAUAAAUGCGACUGGAUUCAAUUAUCAAAACGAAGAUGAGAAGGUGACUCUGUCAUUUCCCAGUGCUCUCCAAAAAGGUCAUGGUACUCUGAAGAUUGAUUUUGUGGGAGAGCUCAAUGACAAAAUGAAGGGAUUCUACAGAAGCAAGUAUACAACAUUGUUGGGAGAAGUACGCUAUGCUGCCGUGUCUCAGUUUGAGCCGACAGAUGCUCGGAGAGCAUUUCCGUGUUGGGACGAACCUGCCAUAAAAGCAACGUUUGACAUCACCCUGAUCGUUCCAAAGGACAGAGUUGCCUUAUCAAACAUGAAUGUGACUGAGCGUAAGCCAAAUCCUGACGAUGAAAACAUGGUUGAAGUCCAGUUUGCCAAAACGCCGAUAAUGUCUACCUACUUAGUGGCAUUUGUUGUGGGUGAAUAUGACUUUGUGGAAUCCAGGUCAUCUGAUGGCAUUCUAAUCCGUGUCUACACACCUGCUGGGAAAUCGGAACAAGGAAAAUUUGCUUUAGAGGUUGCUGUCAAGACUCUACCUUUUUAUAAAGACUACUUUGAUGUUCCUUAUCCUCUUCCAAAAAUUGACCUCAUAGCAAUUGCGGACUUUGCAGCAGGUGCCAUGGAAAAUUGGGGCCUUGUAACGUACAGAGAAACUGCUCUCUUGAUCGAUCCCCAAAACUCCUGCGCAUCAUCCAAGCAGUGGGUGGCUUUGGUCGUCGGCCAUGAACUUGCUCAUCAGUGGUUCGGAAAUCUCGUCACCAUGGAAUGGUGGACCCAUCUGUGGUUAAAUGAAGGCUUUGCUUCCUGGAUUGAAUAUCUCUGCGUUGACCACUGCUUCCCAGAAUAUGACAUCUGGACCCAGUUUGUGUCUGCAGACUACACACGGGCACUUGAACUUGAUGCUCUGGACAACAGCCAUCCUAUUGAGGUCAAAGUAGGACAUCCAGCAGAAGUGGAUGAAAUAUUUGAUGCCAUCUCUUAUAGCAAAGGAGCCUCGGUUAUUCGAAUGCUGCAUGAUUAUAUUGGAGAUGAGGAUUUCAGGAAGGGAAUGAACUUGUAUUUAACAAAAUUUCAAAAUAAAAACGCCGCAACAGAGGAUCUAUGGGACUGUUUGGAGAAAGUAAGUGGAAAGCCUAUUGAUGCUGUGAUGAGCUCGUGGACCAAACAGAUGGGCUUCCCUCUCAUUUAUGUUGAAGAAGAGCAGCAAGGUGAAGACAGAAUACUGAAGCUUUCCCAGACGAAAUUCUGUGCCAGUGGAUGUAACGAAGGUAGUGAUCAAAUUCACUGGAUGGUCCCUGUUAGUAUCUGCAGCAGUGAUCCCACCUGUGUUAAUAUGAAGGUGUUAUUGGAUCAGCCAGAGAUGACCGUCACUUUGAAGAAUGUGAGACCGGACCAGUGGAUAAAGUUGAACCCAGGAACGGUGGGAUUCUGUCGUAUCCAGUACAGCACACCAAUGCUGGACAACUUACUGCCGAGCAUCCGGGACCUUUCACUCCCUCCUGUAGAUCGACUAGGGCUCCAGAACGACUUGUUCUCGCUGGCUCGGGCUGGCAUUGUCAACACUGUGGACGUUUUGAAAAUCAUGGAGGCCUUUGUGAAUGAGCCAAAUUACACAGUGUGGAGUGAUUUAAGCUGCAAUCUGGGAACGCUUUCUACAUUAUUAUCCCACACUGAAUUCCAUGAAGAAAUUCAAGAAUUUGUUAAAUGUCUGUUCUCGCCCAUUGGACAGAAGCUGGGCUGGGACCCGAGACAUACUGAGGGUCACCUAGAAGCGCUCCUGCGAGGCCUGGUUUUGGGGAAGCUGGGGAAAGCCGGUCACACACCAACGCUAGAGGAAGCGAGGCGCAGGUUUAAAGAUCACGUUGAGGGAAAGCAAGUCUUGUCGGCUGACCUACGGAGUCCUGUAUAUUUAACCGUUCUGAAGCAUGGUGAUGCCGCAACACUAGAGACAAUGUUGAAGCUCCAUAAACAAGCAGAUCUUCAGGAAGAAAGGGUUCGAAUUGAACGAGUACUAGGUGCCAUCUCGCACCCUGACCUCAUUCAGAAAGUUUUGACCUUUGCUAUGUCGGAGGACGUCCGUCCCCAGGAUACAGUCUCUGUACUCGGUGGAGUAUCGAGUGGCAAUCUAAUGGGUAGGAAAGCUGCCUGGAAAUUCGUAAAGGAUAACUGGGAUGAACUGUACAAUCGCUACCAAGGAGGCUUUUUAAUAUCAAGAUUAAUUAAGUUGACGGUUGAAGGAUUUGCCGGUGACAAAAUGGCAGCUGAAGUCAAGAGCUUCUUCGAGACUCAUCACGCCCCCGCUGCAGAACGCACCAUCCAACAGUCCUGUGAGAACAUCUUGCUGAAUGGAGCGUGGCUAAAACGUGACGCCGAAGCAAUCCAUCAGUACCUGCUGCAGCGCAAGGGGCUACCGGCCACAGUCUGAACACAAGAUCCUGAACCACCAAUACCCACUGCCUUGCCACGGGGAGGGGAGUUUGAAAGUAUAUUUUCACAGCUAGAACCUGUGUCACCUUUUGCAGUGAUUGGAAAUGAAUGUAGUUUAUACCUCAUUUUGAAAAGAGA
Molecule: messenger RNA, 2900 nt
Organism: Callorhinchus milii (elephant shark)
Lineage: Eukaryota; Metazoa; Chordata; Chondrichthyes; Chimaeriformes; Callorhinchidae
Gene: npepps
Product: aminopeptidase puromycin sensitive
Exons: 23
Coding region: 136-2760 (874 amino acids)
Biological process (GO): proteolysis; peptide catabolic process
Cellular component (GO): cytoplasm
Molecular function (GO): zinc ion binding; peptide binding; metalloaminopeptidase activity
Source: RefSeq, a predicted model, not a curated record